Messenger RNA from Aspergillus steynii IBT 23096, 1210 nucleotides. RefSeq names its product peroxidase. Gene Ontology annotation, molecular function: peroxidase activity; heme binding. The record is from RefSeq and is a predicted model, not a curated record. The transcript has 2 exons. Gene Ontology annotation, biological process: response to reactive oxygen species; cellular response to oxidative stress; hydrogen peroxide catabolic process. Lineage: Eukaryota; Fungi; Ascomycota; Eurotiomycetes; Eurotiales; Aspergillaceae. Bases 152 to 1111 code for a protein of 319 amino acids.
UUCCCCGGACUCUCCGUCAUUCUCCUUUCCCUUCAUUGACUUGCUGGCUGCUUUGACUCGCAAACGUAGUCGUGCUGAAAUUUCCUGCACUUACCCCUUCUCCGACCCACACUAUCCGAGCCACUUUACCCCGGACGAAAUAUCGGCCGAGAUGAGCAACCCGGGGGAUUACAGCGCCGUGCGACGCGACAUUGUCGCUCAACUGAAGAAGCCGGAUUAUGAUGAUGGCAGCGCCGGGCCUGUUUUCGUCCGUUUGGCAUGGCACUCCGCAGGUACCUACGACGCUGAAUCCGACACUGGCGGUACCAAUGGCGCCGGUAUGCGAUACGAAGCGGAGGGAGGCGAUCCCGCCAACGCGGGUCUCCAACACGGACGAGCCUUCCUGGAGCCGGUGAAGGAAAAGAACCCCUGGAUCACAUAUUCGGACCUGUGGACGCUAGCCGGCGUGGUGGCCGUCGAAGAGAUGGGUGGCCCCAAGGUUGCCUGGAAGCCCGGCCGAACCGAUCUGGUCGACGACUCGAAGGUGCCACCCCGGGGCCGGUUGCCCGACGGAGCCCAGGGCGCCGACCACCUCCGAUUUAUCUUCUACCGCAUGGGAUUCAACGACCAGGAGAUCGUGGCGCUGGCCGGUGGACAUAAUCUGGGACGGUGCCAUAUGGAUCGCAGCGGAUUCGAGGGUCCCUGGGUGAACAACCCGACUCGGUUCUCGAAUCAGUUCUUCAAGCUGCUUCUCAAGCUGGAGUGGAAGCCGCGGACGCUGUCGAACGGCGUGCAGCAGUUCAAUUAUGUGGAUCCCGAUGCCGACGAGGAUGACGAGCCGUUGAUGAUGCUGCCGACCGAUAUCUCGUUGAUCAUCGACCCGUCGUUCCGGCCAUGGGUGGAGCGAUAUGCGGAGGAUAAGGAUCUGUUCUUUGAUCACUUCGCUAAGGUGUUCGCCAAGCUGAUCGAGCUGGGAAUUCGGCGCGACGAGAAGGGCGUCAUUGUCAACACGGACAACGUCAAGGGCGGAUACGUGUCCGCAGCAAAGAAGAGCAACACCGCCACUGGGCCGCCGAAGAAUGAGGGUGGAUGUCCUCGAGCCCAGGGAGGGUGUCCUCGGGCUCGCCUAUAGUGUAUAUUUGGCUUUGAUGAAUGUUAAUUGUAGAUAGAAGUCCGGUCUGAGAAAGGCCCUGUUUAUUAGAUUUAGAACCGGUUUAUUUCGAAUACCAAG